AUGUCCAACGAGAAGCCAACCGACACCAUUGCCAUUCAGCAACAAGAUUACGCCGAUGACGACAUCAAGGCUGAAGUGCUGCACGAAGAGUAUAAGGAUGCGGCAGCUGCUUCAGAGGACGUCGUCCAGAAAUCGCCUUUCGAGGAGUUGACCUUCUUCAAGACCAUCACCCUAUUCAAGAAGGCCACCUUUUUGGCGCUUCUUGCUGCUUUCAGCGCAGCGGCAGACGGUUAUCAAAUCGCCAUUACCGGUAACAUCAUCGCCAAUACUGGGUUCAUCGAGCAGUAUGGGUCGGUUAUCAGUAGCAAGACAGGCAAGCUAGCUCUUGACCCGCAACACCUUGCCGUCUGGGGCGGUGUCCAAUCCGCAGCCCAAGGUUCCGCCAUGCUUUCCAUGCAUCUUAUCGCCGACAGAUUCGGUCGUAAAGUCGGGUUUUACGUACUCUGGGUCGUCCUCGCUGCGGGGAUCGCGGCAGAAUCGUUCGGAAGGACGUGGAAGACUUGGUUGGCUGCCAAGUUAUUCAGUGGAUUUGCGGUCGGCUCGGUUCAGUUUUUGACGGGGUCGUACGUGGUAGACAUCUCUCCUCCCCGAACUCGAGGAUUUCUACUCCUCUUCUAUUCUGUCUGGUAUGGUCUCGGCCAGCUGUGUGCGACAAGCGCUUUGAAGGCGAUGAGGGACAAGAACCCCUUGAUCUAUUUACCCCUCAUUUAUUCCGAAUGGGGGAUGCUGGGUCUCAUGGCGAUUAUCUACCUCGUCAUCCCCGAAUCUCCCUUCUGGUGCGCCGCGCGAGGACAGCACGAUCGAGGCCGCGCCAUCGUCAACCGCCUGAACGGAGGGAUCCCUGGAUACGAUGUCGACUUCCACUACGGCCUCCUGCGUCAGACGGUCGAACUCGAACAGAAACGGAGCAAGGAGAUGACAGGUGGGGAGGAAUCUUUCUGGCAGACGAUCAAGAAUACCAAGGAGAUCUUUGUCGGGGUAAAUGGACGGAGGACUUUGAUCGCGUUCAUGCCGGCGGCGGUCCAGCAGUUGACAGGACUGGCCGUCUUGUCGAGCUAUUCGAGUUACUUUGCUCAGAUGGCCAACUUUGCCGAUCCCUUCCUCUUCACCGUCCUCCUAGCUAUCGUAUCCAUCGGGAUCACCCUCGUCGGAGCGGUCAUCAUCGACUACUUUGGCCGAAGAACACUCUUCAUGUGGUCGGCUUGUAUCACGUGGAUCACGUUGAUCUUGAUCGGAACGCUCGGGGUGGCGAUCAAGAACAUGCCAGGCUCGGUAGAGCGUUUCGUCGUCUUUCUAAGCAUGGUAUGGAGAAUGGCGUCGACGAUCCUGGGAGACCUCGGCUGGUCCUAUGUCGCCGAAGCCGGAUCAAGUCGACUUCGAACCAAGACCGCCGGAUUCGCCGCUUGCGGAGGGGUCCUCUUCGGACUGCUCUUCAACAGUACCGUGCCGUACAUGAUCAGCCAGGAUGCUGCCAACUGGGGUCUAAAAACGGCCUUUUUCUUUGCCGGAGUGUCGGCGCCUCUGGUAAUCGGCUCGUUCUUCAUCAUGCCCGAUACCUCUCGACGAACCGCCGCUGAGCUGGACGAGAUGUUCGAGAAGAAGGUCAAGGCCUGGAGGUUCAGGGAGUACGUGACGGAUGCGCAGAAGGCGAUGUACGCUGAGCAGGAGAGGAACGGGGAAAGGCCGGUUACCGAGGCUCGAGCAAACGCUUAGCCCCAGACCUUCGAAGACUGCCUUUAAUGCCGUGUUCAGUGUGGU
Messenger RNA from Filobasidium floriforme, 1758 nucleotides. Its product is annotated as general substrate transporter. Lineage: Eukaryota; Fungi; Basidiomycota; Tremellomycetes; Filobasidiales; Filobasidiaceae. The record is from RefSeq and is a predicted model, not a curated record. The coding region runs from base 1 to 1713 and encodes 570 amino acids. Gene Ontology annotation, molecular function: carbohydrate:proton symporter activity. The transcript has 9 exons. Gene Ontology annotation, cellular component: membrane. Gene Ontology annotation, biological process: transmembrane transport; carbohydrate transport.